This is a messenger RNA of Adineta steineri, 687 nucleotides long. The record is from the annotation of a GenBank genome assembly. NCBI's taxonomy places the organism in Eukaryota, Metazoa, Rotifera, Eurotatoria, Adinetida, Adinetidae.
AUGAUAAAAACAACAAAUCUAACAAAAACAGUUUUUAAUACGAAUCCUUCACAUUCUCAACCAAUAAAUUUAUAUACACCAUCGAUAACUUCAUCAUCAGGUUCAGUAUGUGAAACAGAGCCAUCAUCAAUAAGUUCAUCGUAUAAAAGUAAUAUUGGUAUUAAUGAUGAAAUAGAUCUUAUUCAUCAAGAUGAAUCAUCUACUGGUUUACUUGUUCUGGUUGAUAAACUUAAACGUGAAUUAGUAAUAGCAAAACAAGCUAAAAGCCAGUUAGCAACACUCUAUAAAGUAAAAUGUAAAUCUGAUCUUGAUAAAUCAGCUAAAAUUACAAAACUUCGUUUACAAUUUGAAUAUGAAUUAAGUACAUUUUGUAAACAAGAUCAAAAAGAUUUAGUAUGUUAUUUACAACGACAAUUACUUGCUCGUGAUCAACGUAUUAGUGAACUAUCUUAUGAUAUUGAACAAUUAAGAGAUUCUACAUUAAAUAAUACUGAUAAUGAAAAAAUCAAUAAAAAACUUGAACCAAUACAAAUUCUACGAUGUAACGAUCCUGAUCUUGUUAUUUCAACAGUAAGUUUAAAAAAAUGUUUUUUUCUUUCCUUCCCUUUCUUUUCAUUCUGCGCGUUCUGCUAUACAUCUCCGCCAUUAUCUACACAAGUUGCCUUGUAUUGUCCUCCUUCUCGUUAG